CCAGAAUGGUCCCUGGAGGUUUGUCAAAGGCCAAGCCAGCCACUCCGGAAAUCCAGGAGAUGGCUAAUAAGGUUAAAGCCCAAGUUGAGGAGCAAACGAACCAGACUUAUGAAGAAUACAAAGCUGUAGAGUACAAAACUCAAGUUGUUGCUGGAAUUAAUUAUUUCAUCAAGAUGUGUGUAGCUGGUGAUCAGUACAUACACCUGAAAAUCUUCAUCGGUCUUUCUGGACAAAAUGAUUUGGUAUUUGGUGGCUGCCAGACGAACAAAACCAAGGAUGAUGAGCUCACCUACUUUUAG
Nannospalax galili (Upper Galilee mountains blind mole rat) is the source of this 299-nucleotide messenger RNA. It is a transcript of the gene Csta, whose product is annotated as cystatin A. Lineage: Eukaryota; Metazoa; Chordata; Mammalia; Rodentia; Spalacidae. Gene Ontology annotation, cellular component: cytosol. The record is from RefSeq and is a predicted model, not a curated record. The transcript has 3 exons. Bases 6 to 299 code for a protein of 97 amino acids. Gene Ontology annotation, molecular function: cysteine-type endopeptidase inhibitor activity.